Molecule: messenger RNA, 213 nt
Organism: Auanema sp. JU1783
Lineage: Eukaryota; Metazoa; Nematoda; Chromadorea; Rhabditida; Rhabditidae
Source: the annotation of a GenBank genome assembly
AUGAAUUUCAUUUACUCAAUUCUCGCUCUUCUCGUCAUUAUCCAGACAACUGAAGCUAUAGGCAUGUUACUUGGUAGCUUACUUGGUGGCGGUAUGAUGAUGGGAUAUCCAGGAAUGUAUGGAGGCUAUGGAGGAUAUGGUGGUUACGGUUAUGGAGGAGGUUACGGUGGUUACGGUGGCUACGGAGGAUAUCCAUACUAUGGAAAGAAAUAA